AGCUAAAGUGUCAUUGAUUGUAUAAGAAGCGCUGAAGCGAAGGGGUUGGUUGAGUUGUUGAAAAUCGAUAGGUACCUUUAUGAAAUAACAACGCACGUGCUGGGGAGCCAGACAAACGGGUGUCUCAUUGUCAAUACAUAUAUAGCGUCGUAUUGUGUAUGGAGUGGAGCACGCGUGAGAGAGUCAACAACGGCUGAUUGAGAUAAUUAUUGCUACUUGGCUGACUCACUGGGUCGCAUUUCGAAACUGAAACGCGCCACAUAGCUUUUGCUGUCUGUAUUCUCUAUCGCUUUGCUUAUUGGCAAUUAUUGGUACGCUCUUUUAAUUGCAAACAUGAUCGUGAAGGGCAAAAGAGCAUAACAAAAUACGAUUAAACGGCUGACGACAGAAUUGGCUGUGGUCUCGAAUGUGCCAGCGGUAGGAAUAAAAGCAUUGGCUAUCAACGGUAACUCGGUCAAGUCAGGAUUUUAUACCCUCGUGGAUAUAUAGUUCACACGGUUUAUUUUAAACUUAACAAAUCAACGCUUAAAGCCGACAAUACGGGUAACAAAACCGCCAGGAGCACUCUUAGUCAGUAUCAUAGAAAUAUGUACAAACAAACUUGUACGAAUCUGCUUGAGCAACCGCCGGAGAAGGUCAAGGAAUGGCUAAACGGCUUCGACGCUGUUAUCACCGAUUGUGAUGGCGUCCUAUGGGUGUACAGCAAUGUCAUAGAAGGCGCUGUGGAUACAAUGAAUCGUUUCAAAACGAUUGGCAAAAAGAUUUUCUUCUGCACCAACAAUUCGACAAAAACACGUCAACAAUUGCUAGAGAAAUCACAUAGCAUGGGUUUUGAUAUAACUGCCGAGGGCAUGAUAUCGUCAGCGCACUCUACGGCUGCAUAUCUGAAAGCGCGUAAUUUCCAAAAGAAAGUAUAUGUGAUAGGCGCUGGUGGCAUAACUGGUGAACUAGAUGCAGUUGGCAUUAAGCACAGUGAAGUGGGUCCGGAUGUAAUGACCAGUACAUUAGCUGAUUACUUGGCUACGAACUUUCAUAAGGAGACCGAUAUUGGUGCUGUUGUUGUGGGCUUCGAUGAACAUUUCAGUUUCUGUAAAAUGAUUAAAGCCGCUACAUAUUUGGAUAAUCCAGAUUGUUUAUUCAUUGCAACAAAUACGGAUGAGCGUUUUCCUAUGCCCGGCAUGGUGAUACCCGGUUCGGGUAGUUUCGUACGUGCCGUGCAAACGUGUGCUGAACGUGAACCCUUCGUAAUUGGCAAACCGAAUCCUAGCAUUUGUGAGUGGUUAAUAAAUGAGGGUACCAUUGAUCCAACGCGUACGCUGAUGAUUGGCGAUCGCUGCAACACUGACAUACUUUUGGGCUACAAUUGUGGUUUCCAAACAUUGCUUGUCGGCACAGGCAUACAUAAGUUGAACGAUGUCGAGGCGUGGAAGAAUUCAGAUGAUCCGGAGCAAAAGAAACUGAUACCCGAUGUCUUUUUGCCCAAAUUGGGUGACUUGCUGCCAUUUAUGUAGUGUUACUUUUUGAGGGUAAAUGUAAAUUAAAAAAUAAAACUAUGCACUAAAUAGCAAAAAAAGAAAAGAAAAAAAUACUGAAAUAAAGCCGGCGCUGACACACACAAUA
Messenger RNA from Ceratitis capitata (Mediterranean fruit fly), 1620 nucleotides. Its product is annotated as glycerol-3-phosphate phosphatase-like. Gene Ontology annotation, cellular component: cytoplasm. The coding region runs from base 588 to 1511 and encodes 307 amino acids. Gene Ontology annotation, molecular function: phosphatase activity. The transcript has 4 exons. Lineage: Eukaryota; Metazoa; Arthropoda; Insecta; Diptera; Tephritidae. The record is from RefSeq and is a predicted model, not a curated record.